GCCCCUGUCUAGCUUUGCCCUCUGAUGACCGCCAAUCAUCACAAACACACACUCACUAAAUGACAGACAUACUUAAAUUUGAAUACAGAGCUGUUUUAGUUCGGAUUGCUCGCGAUCUGGACGAAGAACAGCAUAAACAACUCUUCUUCCUCUGCAAAGAACAAGUUCCAAGACGAGGUUUAGACGUUUGGACACUUCUCACUUCACUGGAAGACUCGGCGAAGAUAUCGUGGAUCGAUGUUUCCCUCCUGAAGAAAUGUUUGCACGUUAUUGGAAGGGAAGAUCUCGUUGUCCUCCUGACCGAGUUUGAAAUGAAACGAGACCUGUCCAUUCUUAUGAAUUUCUACGUCAAGGAGAGGAAUGGCCUACACCUCUUCUACCGGUCGUCUGCGACUGAAGCGGCUAUCCACCUUGUGCGGCUAAUGGAAAGGUAUCCAGGCAGAGAAGAUCUGAGAGGAAUGAUGAGAGGCUCAGACAAGAAAGCGAAAGAUCUUUGGCUGCAAUUCUUGUCUGCAACUCCUCGGACCUCGAGAAUGACGUGGGGCAAAUUUUCCAUGCUGGUUGCGAUUGCCGGAGAAAUAAUAGCCAAGACAUCAUCGAAUCAUUGCGCAGGAAGUUCAGAUGAAGCCAUCAUGGAUAUGUGCGUAAUUUUGGCGGAUGAGCUUUGUACUAUUAUGGUUCAGCUUGGAUGUUGGGAAAACUUUUGCACUGAUGUUGAGAAAAGAGCCCAGCGGAUUUGCGGACAGGAUGUCAAUGGCAGCCCCUCUUUUGCAGGCUUUAGAAAGCAAAUAGCCGACGCCAUUCAUGAGUUGGAGAACAGCAUCUUUUCCUAAUUGAUGUACUCAACUCUUGACUGUGUGGAGAGAGGAAGCUUUUUUUUUUUUUAGUAGCUUCAUAGAUCAUUACACAAGAAAAUGUCUUUAAAGUCAGUGUUGUUAGCUCUCCAUUCUCUGAGAUUCUGUUUCAGAUUUUAUUUGUUAACUUCCUAAAAAAAAAUAAGGCAUCUCGUAAUCGUAGCUUGAGUAUGCAACUGCAGGAUGAAAACCAACUGACAUUGAUAGUCUUAAAGGUUAAAGGUGUAAUUGCAAGUUUUUCUUGUGUAAUGAUCUCCUUUUUUUGGAAAACAAAACAAAAAAAAAUAUUUCAGGAAAAAAAGAAUUGUAAACAAAAUAAGAUACAAGAAAAAAAAAUCGAAAAAAUUUGCCAAAAAGGAAAAAAAAAUAUGAAAAAUAAGUCACAAAAUUCAAGAAAAAAAAGGUUGACUGUACUUAGGUACGGUACAUAAGAAAGAUGCAAAAAAAAUUGUUGCGAAAGGCUAAGCAACCCUAUUUUGCUACACUGUACAAGUACAAGAGAAAAUGAUCUCUUGACAGCAAAGAAAAGAUAAGUUUGUAUUCCAAA
Molecule: messenger RNA, 1401 nt
Organism: Pocillopora damicornis (cauliflower coral)
Lineage: Eukaryota; Metazoa; Cnidaria; Anthozoa; Scleractinia; Pocilloporidae
Biological process (GO): regulation of apoptotic process
Molecular function (GO): protein binding
Source: RefSeq, a predicted model, not a curated record